AGUACAAAGGAAGUUCUGUGAGGCUGGAUGCCAGUUGUCAGGAGACAUGCAGAUAAUCCACUUGCUGUGCGUGUUCACUGCGCUGAUCGCUCCUGCGGCACCGAAAGAUAAGUGUUACAUGCACGAACAAUGCAAGAAUUGUAUCCGUACUGCAGGUUGCCAAUGGUGUGCAGAACCGAUUUUCAACACAGAGACUAUGAAUCGCUGCUUUGAAUCUGGUACAGUCCGGUGUGGAAGAAAUUACAUCUAUCCCAAACCAAACAAUGACAAAUACAGAACACUGCAAGAUAACAAUUUUAGCACUGAUGUGCUGUUCCGUCCACAGCGAGUUCAGCUGAAACUACAUGUUGGAGAGGAAUAUUCAUUAAAAUUAAAAUACAAACACACUCGUGAUUAUCCAGUGGACUUGUACUACCUAAUGGAUCUGUCUGCAUCCAUGGAAGAUGACAAAGACAGCCUUUCUAAACUUGGCAGUAAGUUGGCAGCAGAAAUGCAAGCACUAACAAGGGACUUUCGACUUGGCUUUGGCAGCUUUGUUGAUAAAGUUGAAAUGCCAUAUGUCAGCACAGUGCCAGAAAAACUGCAGGUGCCCUGUACUCUGAAAAGUAAACAACCAUGUGCUCCACCCUAUGGGUUCAAAAACCAUCUGAAGCUUGAUACAAACACCAGCCUGUUUUCGAUGAGAGUUAAUGAAGCUAAAGUCUCUGGAAAUCUGGAUUUUCCUGAAGGAGGUUUUGAUGCAAUAAUGCAAGCCAUAGUGUGCCAGAAACAGAUUGGCUGGCGGCAGAAAGCUCGGCAUUUGCUAGUGUUCUCAACGGAUGCAGACUUCCAUUUUGCUGGUGAUGGAAGGUUGGCUGGGCUUGUUGAGCCGAAUGAUAUGCAGUGUUAUGUCACUGAUGAUGGGAAUUAUACACAUUCUCUAGUAUUUGACUAUCCAUCAAUUUCACAGAUUAAUCAAGUGGCUAAGCAGCAUAAUAUUAACUUGAUAUUUGCUAUAACAGAUGGUGCAUCAAAAAUAUAUAAAAAUUUGGUAGGGAGCAUUGAAGGAUCCUCUUAUGGGAUCCUCUCAGGUGAUUCAUCCAACGUAGUUAAGCUUGUUCGAGAUGAGUAUCAGAAAAUUGUUGACAGCAUAGGUUUGAUUUCCACUGGUAACAAACAGUUUGUUGACGUUCGCUUCAGUUCCUCCUGUAUCAGUGACAAUUGGAAAGAAACGAGUACAUGUGAUGGGCUUCGUCCAGGAAACCAGGUUGAAUUUAUGGCAACAAUUAAGGUGCUGCAGUGUCCAGAUAAUGGGAGGAUGCUGACAUUUCAGAUAAAGCCUAGAGCAUUAGAAGACAGCAUUACAGUGGAAGUAGAAGUUGAUUGUAAUUGUUCAUGUGAGCAGCCUGGAAGUGAG
Cryptotermes secundus is the source of this 1396-nucleotide messenger RNA. RefSeq names its product integrin beta-PS. Gene Ontology annotation, biological process: cell migration; cell-matrix adhesion; cell adhesion mediated by integrin. The transcript has 9 exons. The annotation marks the transcript as partial. Lineage: Eukaryota; Metazoa; Arthropoda; Insecta; Blattodea; Kalotermitidae. Gene Ontology annotation, molecular function: integrin binding. Gene Ontology annotation, cellular component: cell surface; focal adhesion; integrin complex. The record is from RefSeq and is a predicted model, not a curated record.